AUGACCCAAGGCGCCCGAAAGUAUACCGACCAGCUGCGCAACACGCGCGUGCUGGUCAUCGGCGGCACGUCCGGGAUCGGCUUCGCCGUCGCAGAAGCAGCGGUUGAGCACGACGCCAUCGUCACCAUCGCGGGUUCCAAGCAGGGCAAGCUCGACCAGGCCCUCGCCCGACUGCGAGAAUCGAACCCGCACUCCGCCGCAGACCGGAUCCAGGGGAUGCAAUGCGACCUGGGCGAUCCGGAGACGGUCGAAGCCAACGUGCAGCGACUGCUGGCGCUGGCCGCCGGCGACGGCAAGAUCAACCAUAUCGUGAUCACGGCGGCGGACAUGACGCAGCCGCCAGCGCUGGAGGGGCUGACGGUGGCCGACGUCCAGCGGCCGGGGGUGAUCCGGCUGGUGGCGCCGCUGAUGGUGGCCAAGCACCUCCCGGCGUACAUGGAGCAGGACGCGGGGAACUCGCUGACGCUGACCAGCGGCGCCCACUGCCUCAAGCCGGAUCCCGGAUGGACGGUCAUCUCGGGAUACUGCGGCGCGGUGGAGGCGAUGGCGCGCGGGCUGGCGGUGGACUUGAAGCCGUUGCGCGUCAACGUCGUGGCCCCCGGGGCGGUGCUCACCGAGGCGGUCCGUGAUAUCCUGGGCGGCGCCACGGAUCUCGCGGUCAAGAUGGCCAAGGAGAAGUCCACGGUCGCCCAGGUCGGGACCCCGGAGAGCGUGGCCCAGGCGUAUCUGUAUCUGAUGAAGGAUCGGUAUAACUCGGGGUCGACGCUGGCUACGAAUGGGGGGAUGCUACUGCUUUGA
This is a messenger RNA of Aspergillus aculeatinus CBS 121060, 798 nucleotides long. RefSeq names its product NAD(P)-binding protein. Gene Ontology annotation, molecular function: oxidoreductase activity. Lineage: Eukaryota; Fungi; Ascomycota; Eurotiomycetes; Eurotiales; Aspergillaceae. The record is from RefSeq and is a predicted model, not a curated record. The transcript has a single exon. Bases 1 to 798 code for a protein of 265 amino acids.